This is a messenger RNA of Trifolium pratense (red clover), 1049 nucleotides long. RefSeq names its product germin-like protein subfamily 3 member 2. Gene Ontology annotation, cellular component: cell wall. Lineage: Eukaryota; Viridiplantae; Streptophyta; Magnoliopsida; Fabales; Fabaceae. Gene Ontology annotation, molecular function: manganese ion binding. The transcript has a single exon. The record is from RefSeq and is a predicted model, not a curated record. Bases 32 to 709 code for a protein of 225 amino acids.
GCUCAAACUCACACUCAUUAUUCAACACAAAAUGUUUAUACAAAAGAACCUUUGGCUUUUGCUUCCAAUAUUCUCCCUCAACAUAGCCAUCACAUUAGCCUCUGACCCUGAUCCACUACAAGACUUUUGCAUACCAAACCCAACAUUUGCUUCUAUCAAAACACAUCAUACCUUUCACACCAUUCUCCCAUGCAAAAACACCUCACAAGUUACCACUAAUGACUUCAUCUUCUCCAACAUGAAAACAUCAGGAAACUUCUCAGAAAUAGGCUUAGCAGUAAUACCAGCAAACCCUACAAAUUUUCCAGGUCUCAACACACUAGGAAUGUCAUUUGCAAGAACAGAUAUAGAAGUUGGAGGAAUCAAUCCACCACAUUUUCAUCCAAGAGCCACGGAACUAAUUCAUGUGAUUCAAGGAAAAAUGUAUUCAGGCUUUGUUGAUUCUAACAAUAGGGUUUUUGCUAGAAUACUUGAACAAGGUGAGGUCAUGGUUUUUCCUAGAGGACUUGUUCAUUUUAUGAUGAAUGUUGGAGAUGAAGAUGUUACUUUGUUUGGUAGUUUUAAUAGCCAAAAUCCUGGUUUGCAGAAGAUACCUUCUGCUGUGUUUGGUUCUGGGAUUGAUGAAGAGCUUUUACAAAAGGCUUUUGGUUUGAGUUCUAAACAGAUCGGAACCAUGAAAAGAAAAUUAGAUCCCAAACAAGAGAGGUAGAUUAGUAGAAGUUAAUGGUAGUUUUGUUGUCCAUUAUUACAUUUUCGGUGUUUGAGUCGUAUGCUAUGUAGCACAGACACUUCAUAUCAAAUAUGUGUUAGGUGUCUGACACAUGUAGUUACAUUCAAUCACUUUCAUUUUCUUAAAUUAUUAUCGGUGUUUACAUGUCAGUGUUGUGUUUGUGUCCGUGUUUUCAUAUGAUAUGUUGGGUUUAGGUUCUCUUUUGUUUCAUAGAUCAUAUGUUGAGAGUUUUCAACUUUUCCUUUUUUUCCUUCUCACUUUUUGUGUGCCUAUGCAAUGUGCCAUUGUAAUGUUAUAUGAAUGAAAUGUAGAUUGGCCA